Oncorhynchus nerka (sockeye salmon) is the source of this 6092-nucleotide messenger RNA. RefSeq names its product collagen alpha-1(XXIII) chain-like. NCBI's taxonomy places the organism in Eukaryota, Metazoa, Chordata, Actinopteri, Salmoniformes, Salmonidae. The record is from RefSeq and is a predicted model, not a curated record. The coding region runs from base 321 to 2297 and encodes 658 amino acids. The transcript is spliced from 32 exons.
UGUUGCCUAAUUGCCCAUCUCAUCUAUCCACUCUAGCAGAGGAACGAAAGACCUGGGAUCGAGGACGCAACUUCUCUGGUCUGAAUCCAGAUUGCUACCAUCUGGAUCUGCCAUAUGCAAGCCACGCGAAACACGCUUAACAUUUCAGGCUGUUGUUCCAAGGCUAAUUUCGGCUAACACCGCUUUGAACCAGGUGCAGUGUUAGGGUGAGUUGAAUGUGCAGCAGCAGUACACUACAACGUUUGACAGAGUUCAGUUACUAAAUGCGCAUAUUGAUAAAUUCCCCAAUAGCAUUUGUUUUCUAACUGGGAGUUAAAGUUAUGGAUUCAACAGUGGAUAACCGGGAGAGCAAGGCAGCGCUCCGUCCAUGCGUGCCCAGGUCCCUUCUCAUGCGCUGUCUGGUGGGGUUCCCUACGGUGGUGUGUUUCAUGUUGUCCGUGAGCUCCAUAGCCGUGUGCCUGCUCAUGAGCUUAAAGACUUACCAACUGGAGAACCGACUGCAUGCGCUAGAGAUGGAGAAAAACACAGUGUUCAACCCGCCGGAGAGCGCCUUCAUGCGCGAGGAUGGGACUGUAAUACCGACGCCGAGGAGAACUAUCGAGACGCUACUGCAAGAGAGACUGAGUGAAGUGAUGCCCAAGCUGCGCAUGGCGAGAGACAUCCCACAAGAGUGUUCCUGCCCACCAGGUCCUCCUGGAAAGCGUGGAAGGAUGGGCAGAAGAGGUGACACCGGGUCUCCCGCCUGUCCAGCGCUGCCAGAUUCUUCCUCCUCUACAGUGCUGCUAGAGUCUCCCAUCUGUCCAGAGCUGCUAGUGUCUCCCUUCUGUCCAGAGCUGCUAGAGUCUCCCUUCUGUCCAGAGCUGCUAGAGUCUCCCUUCUGUCCAGAGCUGCUAAAGUCUCCCUUCGGUCCAGAGCUGCUAGAGUCUCCCGUCUGUCCAGAGCUGCUAGAGUCUCCCGGCAAGACUGGGAGAGAUGGAUACCCGGGCCCGCUUGGCAUGGAUGGCAAACCAGGUCUCCCCGGUCCUAAAGGAAGUCAGGGACCAGCGGGACCCAAGGGAGAUAAGGGUGACCAAGGAGAUAUUGGUCCCAGGAUGGUCUUUCCCCGCUAUGACCAUGGCUUUAUGUCUGGUGACCAGUCCAACUUCCAGAGACGCUUAAUAAAGGGUGACCAAGGGUCUCCUGGCCCCAGAGGCCCUCCUGGAAAUACGGGAAAAGACGGGCCCCGUGGCCCGGCUGGAGAACAGGGUUUCCCUGGUCGCGAUGGUAUGGAGGGCCAAGCAGGUUCACCUGGAAAGCCAGGUGAAGAUGGUGAAGCAGGAUACGCAGGACCACAUGGACCCCCAGGGUCAAAGGGCCCAGCUGGUGAGAGGGGCAUGGACGGACUCCCUGGGUUUAAGGGAGACAAAGGAGAUAUCGGAGAGCAAGGAGCCCAGGGAGACAUGGGUUACCCUGGUGAGAAAGGGGUUCCAGGCUCUACUGAGGUCAUUGACUUCAAUGGGAAGCUGCUAGAAGCCUUCCAGGCCAUCCAGACCAUCAGUGUCAGGGGCCCACCAGGAUUACCAGGGUCCCCAGGUGGAAAGGGAGAGCUAGGCUUGCCUGGACCAUCUGGACUGGAUGGGGAGAAGGGUCCGAAGGGAGAUAUGGGGGAGACAGGGUCAAUCGGAGAGAAAGGAGAGAAAGGAGAGAUGGGUCUCUCUGGGCCAGGGGGAAUAGAUGGACAGAAGGGAGAGAUGGGAGACUCCAGGCUGGAAGAUAACCUGGUUCAGAUGAUUUCUCAGCCGGGCCCCCCAGGACUCCCAGGCCCGCCAGGACUCCCCGGACCUCCAGGGUACAUGGGUCACCAUGGAAUGUCUGGCCCUAAGGGAGAGCCUGGAGACAGAGCUAAAGGGGAAAAGGGAGACGUUGGACCUGCUGGACUGAGGGGUAUGGACGGUCCUCAGGGUCCCCCUGGUCCCACAGGAUUGGUGGGUCUCCCAGGCACAAAAGGAGAGAAGGGCAAGUCCGGGGAGCCUGGAAUGGAUGGUUUCCCAGGCCUGAUUGGUGAGAAGGGAUCCCGGGGAGACAGAGGAGACAAGGGUGACCGGGGGACGAUGGGGAAGAGAGGUCUGAAGGGCGGGAAGGGGGAGCAGGGUCCUCCUGGACUGGACCAGCCCUGUCCUGUGGGUUCUAAUGGGACUAAAGGACUUUCUGAUGAAGGGGUACAGUCCACCCCUCCUCCUCUUCCUCCUUCUGGCCCUGAGCCCCCCUGUCCUUUGGGGCAAGAUGGACUGCCCAUACCAGGAUGUUGGCACAAGUGAUGACUAACAUCAAGCGUGGCCACUGUACAUAUUGAUAUGGUAUAUAUUGCAACUGAAUAGUACAUUGCUUUUUUGUUAUUUUUUGCCUUUUUAUGGAAACGUUUUAUAUAAUAUAUUGAGCUUCUUCUUUUUGUUAAUCAUGGACGUUAUUUUGAGUCAACAGUAUUAACCAGACUGGAUAUGUCUAUCGAUACAGAUAUUUUUUGUACACCUAGACUUUAGAUGUGAAGUAAAAUGUAGUAAAUGGAACACAGCCAUCUUGGAGCAACAUCGGGUACGAGAAAUAUAGGAGCAAACAGACUCCUAACCUAACAGACAGACAGACUGAUGGGCGGAUGGACGGACAGACACACGUGUUGCUGGAGGGUUGAUGAAUAGGGAGAGUGGGUAAUGACUGCCUUACUAAUGGAGUAUCGUCUGCCCUGUUGCUGCCUGGCCCUGUUGCUGCCUGGCCCUGUUGCUGCUUGACCCUGUUGCUGCCUGGCCCUGUUGCUGCCUGGCCCUGUUUCUGCCUGGCCCUGUUGCUGCCUGGCCCUGUUGCUGCCUGGGGGUGUGUGCUUGCUCCACCCUGCUCGAUCCCAUGGAUGGACAGACCUCCUGGUGUGAUAGACAGAGGAGUGUAGUCAGUGCUCUCUUCUCCUCUCUCUGUUUUUGAAAGGAGGAGACAUAAGCUCAAAUGCAAAUGUCUCACUCUCUCUCAGCCCUGAGGGGAGAGCAGGUCUGGAGGACAGAGAGAAGACGCGGGAGAGACAGACAGACAUGAGGGCACAAAGGACAGACAACCUCUAGAGAGUGACGGAACGGUUCUGUGCCAUUCACUUCUAUUCGGAAUACUGAGAUCCUGUGUUAUGGAAACACACCAGGAGAGGGCGACACAGAACACUGCAUUACCACUUUCACUUGAAGUGAUCUCACCCAUAAAUUGUAGUUGUGGUUUUCAUUACACUCACUGUUGGUUCUGGGCUACAGAGGCAAGGAUUUACCUAUGAUGUCACAUAAUAAUAAUAAUAAUAAUAAUAAUAAUAAUAAUAAUAGUGGUAGUAGUAAUACAAUUCUGUGGAUAUGAUGAAAGUGUAUUUAUGACAUCUUUUAUUUUGUUUCCAUUUAAUAAAAUGCAUGAUCAACAUAAGUCACAGCAAUAUAUAGCAUCAUGAAAACCUCUCCCAUACCAGCACACUAAGGCAAUAAGUUACUGAGGUAUGUCGUUUGCGAAAAGAAAUCUUUAAGUCUCUAACAGUCUUUCCAUGUACGUGUGGCUUACUGGCAGUGAUAGCAAGUGUGAUGUUUUCUUUUAUUCUAGUUGAGUUACAUUUGCAUUCCUGUGCAUGGACGUGUUUGUAUAAUAUACUGAGUUCAUUGUGUUAAAUUCAAAUUCAGAACUGGAGCAAUUUGCAGUAUUCCCAAAUAUGCAAUAUUCCAUCAAUGAAGUUGAACAAACGGUUUGAAUAUGAAGUAAUUUUGUGAUUAAUUUGGCUUUUAUCAGACAUAAGUCAAUUAGAAAUAUCACAUCAGUAUUUUCUGACAGUGUUGACAGUACAGUUUUGAAGUAUAUUGAAGGAUUAUCACUUAACCUUAAAACACAUUUAGAUGAAAUACUGUUUUCUGAACAACAGUAUGGAUUCUUGCUGCUGACAUAAAAUGUUAUUGUUUGUUUGUUUGUUUUUCUUAGCCAAUGAGUUUAGUACAUUCGGACUGAAGUACAAUAAUGUACCCAAAGUCAUUGAUUUAACAAUAGUUGUAUUCAUUGGCACACCUUGACAAAAAGGUAGUCAUUGUUGGUUGGUUUAACUAUACCUACUUGUUUUUUUUAUACAUUAUCACAUCAUGAAAGACAGAUUUUGAUCUCUUUUCAUUUGACGGUUUUAUUCUGAUUUACAUUUUUCUUUCUAACUUUAUGGAUUGUCUUUUGGAGAUCUAUCUUCUUGGUGCUCGAUCACUCUGUGUUUAGUCUUCUUGUAUGGUUCUUUAUCAACCCUACACACACACACACAUACACAUACACAUACACACACACACACCAUUUCAAUGUCAACAGCACAUGACUGAUAUAAGGAGCUUAUAACUUGUGAGUUUCAUUAUACUACAUUUAUGCUAUGAAAUGUAUGACUAUGGAAGUUAAUAAGCAAUUCUUUCAUUAUAUUGUACUUUACUAAUGCACAAGUUUCAGAAUUUUCAUUCACAAUGUGUUAUUUCCAACUGGGAUGUGGUGAUCAAUCAUAUUGGUUUCCUUUUUCAUUCUCAUUUAGUAUUGGGCCUACUGUAUGCAGCAAUGUGCCUACAUUAAAGGUAAUUUAGUAUUGGACAUACUGUAUGCAGCAAUGUGCCUACAUUAAAGGUAAUUUAGUAUUGGACCUACUGUAUGCAGCAAUGUGCCUACAUUAAAGGUAAUUUAGUAUUGGACCUACUGUAUGCAGCAACGUGUCUUCCAUAAAGGUAAUUUAGUAUUGGACAUACUGUAUGCAGCAAUGUGCCUACCUUAAAGGUAAUUUAGUAUUGGACAUACUGUAUGCAGCAAUGUGCCUACAUUAAAGGUAAUUUAGUAUUGGACCUACUGUAUGCAGCAAUGUGCCUACAUUAAAGGUAAUUUAGUAUUGGACCUACUGUAUGCAGCAAUGUGCCUACAUUAAAGGUAAUUUAGUAUUGGACCUACUGUAUGCAGCAACGUGUCUUCCAUAAAGGUAAUUUAGUAUUGGACAUACUGUAUGCAGCAAUGUGCCUACCUUAAAGGUAAUUUAGUAUUGGACAUACUGUAUGCAGCAAUGUGCCUACCUUAAAGGUCAUUUAGUAUUGGACAUACUGUAUGCAGCAACGUGUCUUCCAUAAAGGUAAUUUAGUAUUGGGCAUACUGUAUGCAGCAAUGUGCCUACCUUAAAGGUAAUUUAGUAUUGGACAUACUGUAUGCAGCAAUGUGCCUUCCAUAAAGGUAAUUUAGUAUUGGACAUACUGUAUGCAGCAAUGUGCCUUCCAUAAAGGUAAUUUAGUAUUGGACAUACUGUAUGCAGCAAUGUGCCAUCCUUAAUGUGCAAUUCCAGCGCUUUUCAACCUAAUGUUCAUUAUCUCCAGCACAAUGCCAGUGUCUACAUAUGUGAAAACAGCGCAUUUCUACGUUUUGUAGAAAAAAAUAUAAAGCAAAACAUUUCUACCCGAUGACACAUUUUAAAAACAAUGAUAUUCAAACACUAUGAGAUUCGCUGCGGUGUAGGGAGCAAGAAAAUACCCUCUCGGGCUACGAAUUCAUUGCAGGUUUUGAAAAUCACAUUUUUUUUUUACUUUUAAUCCUACUUUUAAUAUCACAGAGCACCUUUCUUCUCAUCUUUCUUUUUUCACCUUUCUUCUUUUAAGCACAUGUAAAAAAAAAAAAAAAAAGAUAUAUCUAGCUUAAACAGAUGUAUUUUGACUCCAGGGAGUCUUUGUAACCACAUAUCAUAGAAACACACUGUUUUCACAUAUGUAGACACUGAUAUGGUACUGGAGAUAAUGAAUAAGGUUGAAAUAUGGUGGAAUUGCCCUUUAACAAACUGAUGUUUCUCUGCAAUAUUACAUGUGUUUAUUUCUUUGGCAGAUAUCAUCAGUUUUUAUUUUUUUAAGGAAUAUUUUCCAUCCAUUAUUGACACAAUGUCUGAGGACAGUUUGGCAUGUUUCAUAAAAAUAAUUUGAUGAAUUCGAGUUUGUUAAUUUGGUUGUGUAUUUGGUCAUAAAAUAAUUAAUUGUCACCGCUAUCGUUAUCUCUUUAUUAUUCCAAAUCUGGUCAACUCAACAUGUAGACUGAAAUAAACUCUGUAAAAUAUACUGUUA